Candoia aspera is the source of this 2393-nucleotide messenger RNA. RefSeq names its product piwi like RNA-mediated gene silencing 2 (gene PIWIL2). Bases 4 to 2286 code for a protein of 760 amino acids. Gene Ontology annotation, biological process: regulatory ncRNA-mediated gene silencing. Gene Ontology annotation, cellular component: P granule. The record is from RefSeq and is a predicted model, not a curated record. The transcript is spliced from 18 exons. Gene Ontology annotation, molecular function: RNA endonuclease activity; protein binding; piRNA binding. Lineage: Eukaryota; Metazoa; Chordata; Lepidosauria; Squamata; Candoiidae.
UUUAUGAAGCAAGGGUGGAAAGGAAGCCUGAUCCCUUUGGCACUGAAUCUGAUUCGAAUACACUGCAAAAAUGAAGCUGUGUAUCAGUACCACGUGACAUUCAGCCCAGAUGUGGAAUGUAAAAGUAUGCGUUUUGGGAUGUUGAAGGAACAUAAAUCGGUGACAGGAGACAUUACCGCAUUUGAUGGCUCUAUUCUCUAUUUACCUAUCAAGUUGCCUCAAAAUAUUGACCUGAAGUGUCGAAGAAGGACAGAUGGAAUGGAAAUCGGUUUAAAGAUUCAGCUGACCAAAAUUCUGGAACCGAGCUCAGAUUUAUGUGUCCCAUUUUACAAUGUUGUUUUCAGAAGAGUGAUGAGGAUUUUAGAUAUGAAACUUGUUGGAAGAAAUUUCUAUGAUCCUACCGGUGCUACUGUGCUUCAGCAGUACAGGUUGCAAGUAUGGCCUGGCUAUGCAGCCAGUAUCCGAAGGACAGAUGGUGGGCUGUUUUUGUUGGCUGAUGUUGUUCACAAGGUUAUUCGGAAUGAUUCAGUCCUGGAUUUGAUGCAUGCAGUUUAUCAACAGAGUCGGGAAAAUUUCCAAGAUGAAUGUACAAAGCAACUUAUCGGCAACAUCAUAAUUACCCGUUACAACAAUAAUACUUACCGGAUUGAUGACAUUGACUGGAACAAGACACCAAAGAGCAGUUUUACCCUGUCAGAUGGGAAAGAAAUUACUUUUGUAGAGUAUUACAGUAAACAUUAUGGGAUUACCAUCAGAGAACUUGAGCAGCCACUGUUGAUUCACAGACUUGAUGAAAGAAGAAAUCCUCCAGGAAAGCUGCAGACAGUUGAAAUCCUGCUAGUGCCAGAGCUGUCCUUCUUGACAGGCAUUCCUGAGAAGAUGAGGAAAGACUUUAGAAUCAUGAAGGACCUUAUGCAGCAGAUCAACCUGAGUCCUAAACAGCAUCAUACCUCUCUGCGCCAGCUUCUGAGCAGAAUUGAGAAGAAUGAGGCUGCCCACAAGGAACUGUCGCGGUGGGGGCUUUGCUUGGAUGAGGAUGUUUGUAAGACCAAAGGACGCAUCCUCCCCAUGGAAAGAAUAAAUCUGAAGAAAUGUUCCUUCAGUGCCUCUGAAGACCUAAACUGGACUAAAGAAGUCAGCAGAGAGUCCUGUAUUUCUUCAGUUCCAGUUCAUUACUGGGCAUUGUUUUAUCCAACGCGGACAAUGGAGCAAGCGCGUGAACUAGUCAGUAUGCUGCAAAAAGUCUCUGGUCCACUUGAGAUCCCGUUGAACCCUCCUGUUUGGAAAGAAUUGAAGGAUGAUAGAAUAGAGACUUAUGCCAGAGCUAUCAAAUCAUUGCUCAAUAGUGAGGGUUCUAUACAACUGGUCGUUUGUAUUAUCACAGGGACUAAAGAUGACUUGUAUGGGGCCAUUAAAAAGCUAUGCAAUGUACAGUCUCCCGUUCCUUCCCAGGUUAUUAAUGUUCGAACCAUUACAACCCAGCCUGUAAAACUUAGGUGUAUAGCACAGAAAAUUCUGUUGCAGAUUAAUUGCAAGCUAGGUGGAGAGCUGUGGGGUGUGAACAUUCCAUUGAAACAGCUGAUGGUGAUCGGCAUGGAUGUGUAUCAUGAUCCCAGCAGGGGGAAGCGCUCUGUGGUGGGCUUUGUGGCAAGCGUCAAUCAAAUUUUGACACAAUGGUAUUCCAAGGUUGUGUUCCAGAUGCCUCAUCAAGAAAUAAUAGAUAGCCUGAAGGUCUGCUUGGUAGCUGCUUUGCAGAAGUUCCAUGAGGUUAACCACUGCCUCCCGGAGAAGAUAGUGGUUUAUAGAGAUGGGGUGUCAGAUGGCCAGCUGAAAAUGGUAGAAAGCUAUGAAAUCCCACAGCUGCAGAAAUGCUUUAAAGCUUUUAAUAAUUAUGACCCUAAGAUGGUAGUGUUUGUGGUUCAGAAAAAAAUCAGCAUCAACAUCUAUUCAUCAGCUGCUGAUCACUUAACAACACCUCCUCCAGGGACGGUGAUAGACCAUACAGUUACCAACCGAGAUUGGGUGGAUUUUUACUUGAUCGCACACCACACACAACAAGGCUGUGGUAUCCCUACUCACUACGUCUGUGUAAGGAAUACGGCCAGUCUCAGUCCUGAUCACCUGCAGAGGCUGACUUUCAAACUUUGCCACAUCUACUGGAACUGGCCUGGAACUAUCAGAGUGCCUGCACCUUGCAAAUACGCUCAUAAGCUGGCUUUUCUCUCAGGCCACAUUCUCCACCAUGAACCAGCAAUUGAGCUCUGUGAGAAGCUCUUCUUCCUGUAGCUUCUGCCAUCAGCUGCCUUCAGAGGAAGAACAUGAGCGCCCUCGUCCAAGGCGGGGCUGAGAAGGAAUUGCCCUGGGCUUACUGUUGAGGGGCAGCCCCUCCCAGU